Molecule: messenger RNA, 861 nt
Organism: Chara braunii
Lineage: Eukaryota; Viridiplantae; Streptophyta; Charophyceae; Charales; Characeae
Source: the annotation of a GenBank genome assembly
CGGGCUUGGCGUGGAGUGAUAUCUUUCUUGGAGASGAUGGASGAGACGAUGGUGUUGUYAGUGCGGAYGGUGAAGUAUUGYCCGUCGAGGUACGGGCGCCAGACUGUGAGGGCGUGAAUAACGACGAGGAGUUCCUUCUCGUUGGAGGGGUAAUUCAUCUCCGCGGGAAGGAGCUUCUUGCUUGCGAAGGCRAURGGGUAUUCGCCAGGUGGAGCCUCGGGGUGAGUGGGCGAGUCCUUGAUGGAGGGGGUCUCGRCGGUGUSSCGGGGGAAAUGUUGGGACAGUACGGCUCCGAUGGCGAAGUCGGAGGCGUCAGUGGUGACAUAGAAAUGGUGAGUGGGGUCGGCGAUCUUGAGGACAGGGGCCGUGGUGAUSGUUUGCUUGACGGAGACAAUAUGGCCGAGGUAUUCGACGCUCGAAGUGGCAAACGUACAUUUGCUGAGCUUGGCAUAGAAUUUUUGCUCUCGGAUGAUCGCGAGAACUUGGCGGAGGUGCUGAAGGUGGGACUCGAAGGUGGGGCUGAAGACAAGGAUGUCAUCAAGGUAGACAACGACACAAACUUCAAGGAGGUUGCGGAAGAUGUGGUUCAUGGUGGAUUGGAAGGUAGCGGGGGCAUUGGUGAGUCCGAAUGGCAUCACGAGGAACUCGUAGUGCCCGAACCGAGAGCGGAAGGCGGUCUUGUGAGUGUCCUCCUCGCGGAUACGGAUCUGGUGGAAGCCACUACGAAGGUCGAUCUUGGUAAAGUACUUGGCUCCACGGAGACGAUCAAGGAGCUCGGAAAUCCGAGGUAGGGGGUACUUGUUCUUGAUCGUGAUCCGGUUCAAGGCGCGGUAGUCUGUGCACAUGCGGAGCUCCGAAGUU